UCUGCAUCCACCACGCACCAUGGGAUCUAUCUCCAACCAAGUUAUCACCAACGAGCCUGCCCCUGGCGUUCCGUACUUCACUCCCUAUCAAGAUAUCCCAUCUGGUACCGCCGUUGUCCCCCAACCCGAUGGCAAGCCUGUCCCAACCUUGUUCCAGCCAUUGACCAUCCGAGGCGUCACGUUCCAAAACCGAAUCUUCCUCUCCCCUCUCUGUCAAUACUCCGCCAAAGACGGUGUUGCACAACCAUGGCACACGGCACAUCUCGGUGGUAUCUUUACGCGAGGACCUGGUCUGACCAUCGUUGAGGCUACCGCCGUGCAACCUCAAGGUCGUAUCUCUCCAUGGGACCUCGGUCUCUGGUCGGACGAACAAAUCAAGCCUCUCGCCGACAUCGUCGAAUUUGCACACACACAGAACCAGAAAAUCGGCAUCCAGCUCGCACAUGCCGGCCGCAAAGCCUCAACCCUUCCACCUUGGUCUGAAGGCGCCAUCCUCGCGAGUACCGAAGCAAGUGGGUGGCCGGACGAUGUUUGGGGACCUUCCGAGAUUCCAUUCCACCCAGCGUUCGCCAAGCCCAAGGCCUUGACAAGGGAAGGGAUCAAGAAGAUUGUCGAGGAUUGGGCUAGCGCUGCCAAGCGUGCCGUCCAGGCUGGUUUCGACGUUAUCGAAAUCCACAGUGCCCACGGAUACCUUUUGCACGAAUUCCUCUCCCCCGUUAGCAACAAACGCACUGACGAGUACGGAGGAAGCUUCGAGAACCGAACACGGUUGCUCGUAGAAGUCGUGGACGCUGUCCGAGCUGUUAUCCCAGAGACGAUGCCUUUGUUCGUGAGAGUUUCGGGCACUGAAUGGCUCGAAGAGGUGCUUCCCGAGGAGCCUUCGUGGAGAUCGGAGGAUACUGUCCGUCUUGCAGGCAUCCUUGCCGAUCACGGCGUUGACCUUCUCGACGUCUCUUCCGGCGGCAACGACCCUCGACAGAAGAUCAAGUCAGGGACGGCAUACCAGGCGCCCUUCGCCGGAGCUGUCAAGCAAGCACUCGGCUCGAAGUUGUUCGUCAGCGCUGUUGGUGGUUUGUACGACGGCAAUGUCGCCCAGGGCAUCCUCGACAAGGGCUGGGCCGAUGCCAUCUUCGUCGGCCGCAUGUUCCAGAAGAACCCUGGUGUCGUUUGGGCUAUGGCAGACGAUCUCGAUGUCGAUAUCACCGCCGCUAAGCAGAUUGGGUGGGGUUUCAAGGGUAGGGGCAAAAAGGCUCUGGGUGAAGAUGUCGGAAAAAAGAAGAAACAGACGGAGGAGGGCUCUAGACUCUGA
Molecule: messenger RNA, 1309 nt
Organism: Coprinopsis cinerea okayama7#130
Lineage: Eukaryota; Fungi; Basidiomycota; Agaricomycetes; Agaricales; Psathyrellaceae
Product: NADH:flavin oxidoreductase/NADH oxidase
Exons: 4
Coding region: 20-1309 (429 amino acids)
Cellular component (GO): intracellular anatomical structure
Molecular function (GO): FMN binding; NADPH dehydrogenase activity; NADP binding
Source: RefSeq, a predicted model, not a curated record